CGCAGUUCGCGAAUAAACUUCACAACCGCAAAACUGCUAAAAAACUAUUACUAACAAUUUGUUAAGCCUGUCAAGCCGUUCUUAAUCUCUCACAAUGCAGACAGCCGUGUUGAUUCUCCUAGUUGCGUGCUCGGCCGCCAACGCCCUUCGCUUCGCUCGUCAAUUGCCUCUGCCUCCGCUGACAGGCGGCAGCGCCGGUUGCACCGCUGAACAGAAAUCCCUCUGCGGCAUGGCACAGUGUCAGAAUAACAACAACCAGAACACCCAGGUGAUCACCGGUGGCAACAGUGGAGGCGGCGGCCUUAUCAGCCUGAUCCCGGUCAAUCUGGGCAAUGGUGCCGGUGUGCAGCUCCCCAUUAACGCAAACGUAUGCCCGCCAGUCUCUGUCUGUGGUGUCUGUGCCGCCGCCAACGUCGCUGGUUAAUAAGAGCCUUUAUAAUAUGCGUCUGCUGAUUAUGUGAACCAUAUUGGUUUUCUGUAUAUGUUUUGACAAAGCUGCUGUGACCGAAUUGUUUCCUGAGACGAUAUUGUUAAAAUGAUACGGAUGUUGAAUUUCCGAAUGAAUUCAUUAAAUGACUGUCAAACA
Messenger RNA from Paramacrobiotus metropolitanus, 586 nucleotides. RefSeq lists its product as uncharacterized. The transcript has 2 exons. NCBI's taxonomy places the organism in Eukaryota, Metazoa, Tardigrada, Eutardigrada, Parachela, Macrobiotidae. The record is from RefSeq and is a predicted model, not a curated record. Bases 95 to 424 code for a protein of 109 amino acids.